Rubroshorea leprosula is the source of this 516-nucleotide messenger RNA. The record is from the annotation of a GenBank genome assembly. Lineage: Eukaryota; Viridiplantae; Streptophyta; Magnoliopsida; Malvales; Dipterocarpaceae.
GCAGCAUUAUUUGAUUGGAAAUUUGCAUUGAUGGGUUAUGGUUGUGGGCUGCUGUUGGGACUUAGUCUUGGAUACAUUGUGUUCACAACAGGAAAACCAUUCUGGCCAGUGUAGAGGGUAGAGGUAUAUCAACAGAAAUUUGUGGGAUGGUACAGCCAUAAAAAUGAAAAGAGAGAAAACCAGCAACCUGGCUGAUGCUCUUAGCAAUGCUCGAAAUAAGCUGCAGACAGCUGCACUUCUUUUCUUCCACUUAGAAGAUCUAGCCAAAAAAAUUGCAAGCAUUGAGCAAACAGAGCAUUGCUUGUUCGUGAGUUCGUUCUGCAUUGUUUCGUGAGGUUCUUUUCCUGAAAUACUAUGGUUGUUCUUUCUUUUCCUGAAAUACUAUGGUUGUUCUUUCUUUUCCCUACUUUUUCUUGUUCAAUGUUGAAAGAGCAGCAUGCUGAAUGGGGAUCAUUGUAUUAUAUUAAUAUGAAUUUAAAACUGUUGGUUUCUUUUAAAUGAAAUCUAUUUAUGCAU